GCCAGGUUCAUAGAAGAAGAAGAGCGGAAGGCGCGUUCGAGACUGUUUUGAAUGUUGAAAACUGCUGCACGUGACAGACCCAUAAAGUCCCGCCAUGAAGGCAGAAGGCCACAAAUUUCAGGAUUUGGAGGAGACUUGCAAUGCUCUGCUGGAUUACAUCAAGAGCAGCCAGUUUGAGAGUCUGAUCAAAGUGAAAGAGGAGCACCAGCUUCUGUUCGAUGUACUGGAUGAAACACAAAGCGCUGUGGCUGAAAUGUUAAAAGACAUGGCUCAGGUCGAGGAGACUGUUGCUCAGAGUCUGCUUGACUUGGAGCGGGAGAAGGAAGCAAGAGAAGAGGGCCUCGUGAAACUGGAGAAGGAGCUGAAGCAGAGCACAGCCAAGAGCCAGAUCACUGACUCGGAAAUAGAAUUUCUCCAGAGAGAAAUAGAGAUGCUAAGAAGCAGUGAAGACGAGCUGGAGGGUCUCAGGAACGAGGUGCAGGAAGAUACAACUGAGGUCAUUCCUUCAGCCAUCUACGUCGCCAAGUUGUUCUACCUGAUAACUAAGAUCAAGUGGGAAUACGACACGGAGCCGCAUGUCCUGAAAGGAGUGCAUUAUGGAGCUGAACUGGCCCGGCCCAUCAGCUUCGACACGUCCGUGAUGUCCCGUAAAGAGGUGAGCGACCAGCUGUGGAGCCUCAUCAGCCAGGAGUGAUCGAGGAAAGAUGGCUCUGAUGGAAGUUCUGUUCAGAUGCUUUGGAUUCCAGUCAUGUUGCUAUCACGUGUUGUCCCUUACAACAGCCAUGUCUACUUUAUUAAAUGUAUAUUAUACAGGUAUAUUAACGUUCACUCCUCUGGUUCUGUAAACGCUCACGGUCAAUGCUCGCUAUCGGCCACUAGGGGUCGCUGCAGAUCUGUUUUUUAGUCUUCAUUGACGCCGAGAAAUUCUGAUGUAAAAUGGUUUGAAACAGGCCUCUUUUUUGUUUUUCAUACUCUUAUAAAGAACCACAAUAUACCGCUUAAUAGCUCACCUCUUUGGACAGAGUGCAACUUAUGAUGCAAUAUUUCUCACUGCUUCACCCUUAUAUAUUUAUCCGCUCUAGCUGUAAAUGUAUGUUUUUCAAUCACAUUUUUGAUUAUAAAUUAUUGUAGAUUCAACUUGAAAAAUAAUUGCAAUCAUAUUUGAUGUUUACUUUAGUCUUAUUCUUUGAACAAGUAUUGGCUUUAUCCCAACAAUUGAAAUGUUUGUAGUGUUUCUUGCUGCCAAGAUUAAAUAGAUUACAUCAAAUUAAAGAACACAUAUAGAUCUAAAAUAUUCAAUAAUGAUAUAUUAUAUUAUUAUAAAUUGAAUGAAGCCCUCUUUUUUUCCUCUCCAUCUGUAUUUUCACCCAGCAGUUGGACUACUGGAUGGUGAUGACAGGUUGGCUGCAUUAUUCCCAUAUUAAUUUGAGUAAGCUUGUCGACCAAUAUUGCGUGAUAGAAUUGCAGUUUAGAAUAAAGCGGCUACUGGUGAUGUCUUUGAUUUGUAUCUU
Molecule: messenger RNA, 1511 nt
Organism: Synchiropus splendidus (mandarinfish)
Lineage: Eukaryota; Metazoa; Chordata; Actinopteri; Syngnathiformes; Callionymidae
Gene: spc24
Product: SPC24 component of NDC80 kinetochore complex
Exons: 6
Coding region: 95-694 (199 amino acids)
Source: RefSeq, a predicted model, not a curated record